Aspergillus welwitschiae is the source of this 267-nucleotide messenger RNA. RefSeq lists its product as uncharacterized. Lineage: Eukaryota; Fungi; Ascomycota; Eurotiomycetes; Eurotiales; Aspergillaceae. The record is from RefSeq and is a predicted model, not a curated record. The transcript has 2 exons. The coding region runs from base 1 to 267 and encodes 88 amino acids.
AUGGUCGACCAAGUCCAGAACCUCAACACCACCAUAGUCCACGCAGCCGUCAGACCCUCCAUGGCCGGCUGGUGGCUGCAACUCCCACAUUCGGUGCGCUUCCUGCAGGCCUGCCUGAUGUACAUCGACCCCACUCUAUGCCUAUGUGUGUCCUUAAUGCACAUGAGUCACGACCUUCACGGUUAUGUCAGUCUUUACGACCUGUACGAUCUUGAAUACCUUCAGCUUCGAUAUCCCUUGUGCGUGAUGAAUCUCGACAAUCUAUGA